CCGGACAGCAGCACGGAGAAUCAACACACUGGGGAUGGUCUCUUCAUUUUUAAAAACAAUAUCAACGUUAUAUCGCCACAAAAUGAAGUUUCCUUACUCGUAGAUUCGUGAGGAUAUGGUGAGGAGAAGGUGUCCCAUGCUGCAUUAGUGGAAUAGUGACAUGCUGGCCUGUCUGCCAGCAUCAGGUGACCCUACCAUCAGACUUCUCUCCCGCACGCAGAUGAACACUGGACUUCAGAAAUGGGAAACUACACAGAAGAUGAGAUCUCCCAGCUACCCAACCCCAGCAGAGUUGGAUGCCUAUGCUAAGAAAGUUGCCAACAACCCUCUGACCAUCCAGAUCUUCCCCAACAGUGUCAAAGUACCUCAAAGGAAGCACAUUCGCCGCACAGUCAACGGGCUUGACACAUCCUCGUCCAGCCAGCGCCACAGUCCCUACCCCUCUCAGGUCAGCUCCAGUAGGGGCCUGCUGGCUGUCCUCCGUGCGCCUGCCAAAGGCAUCAUCAAAGAGUCAGACGGUAGUCGCGCCCGACAGCUUCAGAAGGCCAUCAUGAACCCUCACAGUGGGCCGUAUGCCACUCAAAGCACUUUAAAUCUUCCUCAACCUGCUCCUCACCUACAGGGCCCCUCUCAGCCUGCGGUCCAAGCAGCCCAGAAACAGGGUACAGUUCACCCACAGGCACUACAGCAGAGCAUGACUCAUCCAAUGACUUUACAGCAGCCUCACACUAUGCCUCACCCACAGGCUUUACAGCAAAGGAGCAUGGCUCAUUCACAAGCUCUGCAGCGGCAGCAGAGCUUGUCCCAAGUUCAGACUUCACAGCAGCAAAGAUUGGCUCACCCACAAGGCAUACAGAGGCAGCCGAGUCUGCCUCACACCCAGGCUCUACAGCAACAGCAGAGCCAGUCAUGUCCGCCAGUCGUACCACAGCAGCAUCUUUCUCAUCUGCAGACACUAAAGCAUCAGCCGGCUCCUCCGCAAGCUUUACUUACACAGCAAGGUGUGACUCAGGAUCUGCGCCACAUGUCUGAUGGAGCUCAGCUUCCGAGCCUGCAGCACACCCAGGGGCUGGUUGGGUCACAGCCCCUUCCCCAGGCUGUGGGUGCAGGACCUCCUACCAUACCUAAUAGCCUCCAGCAGCCGCCACCGGGGGCAUUUGGGCCCCGGAAGCUCCCUGAUGCAGACGCCCCACCAAAUGUAACGGUAUCUACCUCCACCAUCCCACUGUCCAUGGCAGCCAGCCUGCAUCAGAACCGGCCUGGUGACCUGAGCAGCAUCGUGCACCAAAUCAACCAGUUGUGCCAGGCACGGGCUGGCAUGGGCACCACCUCAGUCUGUGAGGGCCAGAUUGCAAACCCCAGCCCCAUCAGCCGCAACCUGCUGAUCAACGCCAGCUCAAGGGUGUCCUCUCACCACCCGGCUCUGGGCUCUGUGCCUAGCUGCCUCAUGGUGGGACCCCCAGACAAAGCUACGGCUCAGACUCCCAGUGCUGCUCUCCAUUCACAGCCCAAUAUAGCUGCUACUAACAGUAUACCUGCCUUUCACACAGACCCAGAGAAGGUACACCUGCAGCAGCAGCAGCAACAACAGCAGCAGCUUCAGCACCAUUUACAUCAGCAGAAACAACAACAACAGCAGCAACAGUUACAGCAGCAACAUUUACAACAACUACAGCAACAGCUGCAGCAGCAGCAGCAGCAGCAGCAGCAGCAGCAGCAGCAGCGCUCCUGGGCUCAGCAUCAACUGGCCCACAUGCAGCAGCCACCUGAGGGGGCCCAUCCCUGCAAGAACCCGAGGAUGGAGCCUCCAACCGAGUGCGCUUUCCCCUCUCGAAACCUCAACUAUUCCCACAAGCUACCUAACACUGCACAGUCCUUUCCUCUAAAACACCCUGCAGAAAAGCAGCGACCUUCAUCCCCUGUCAACUGCCCAGUAGGUCCUCUGCCUUACAUUAACGGCCACUACAUGCAGCCACCAUGGGGCAGCAUCCCAGCCACAGCAGGUAACAAUGGAUCCGGUCCUCAGGACCUCCCAGUGGCUUUCCAGGGUGCGCAGGCUGCUGCCUCCACGGACCGCAUCCCAGGGGCCAAGUACCGGCCAGGUAAAGAGGGUCCUACUGGCCAGUCCAAGUUGAUGCGGAAUGUGGAUUUCUUAGGAGGGGACUUCCAGAUGCCCAGCUUUCAGGAGCAGAACAUGGAUGUGAUGGAGAAGAUGCACAGGUCAGCCAUGGGUCAAGUUCAGGAGCCCAACAACAGUGGAGCUGUCCACACUCAUCACCCAGGCUACCGCUAAGUGUGCGCUUAUCUCUCCUCGCUGUGUUGUGAGUUAUUUUCAACUGCAACUUUCAGCUUCUCUGGUUUAUUCUUUAAGAUCUUGCAAGUGAUCAAUUACAUUUAAUUGCUUCAGAGCUUGAUUUGUAGACCUACCGGGUUGUGAUGUUUCAAAGUGUUCCUCAGGUUAAAGUGAAAUUUCUGCACCUUUUGUGUAGAUGUCCAAUCAGUGGUCAUGGUGAAUGUAGUCAGUUGAAUAAAUAGGUUCCUCGGUGCGUGCUAUAUUGACCAAAAGGUGGAGUUCUCCUGCUCGUGGAGCCAUGCCGGCAGUGCCUAUAUGUCCCAUGAUGCAUUGCGAGUGAGCUGACUCCCACGCCCACUGAGAAGGCUAGCUGCUGCAUGCUAAUCAAAGUCAUCAUGAAAUCAUAGUCUAGCCACUUGUGUACACGUAGCUUUGUCCGGCCCUCUUUGAUAAAGCAGUCUGUAGUAGAACGCACACGCACACUUUCCAACUGUUGUGGGGACAUUUCCAUCAAAAGAGUUAAUCCACUGGAAUAAAAAUGGCCGAAUAUCCGAGUCAUCAAAAACACUGUAAAAUCUAUCCUCGUCCAUAACAUCCUCUGCACUCGUAUUAUGGGAUGCCAUUUUCACUGGUGGAAACGUAGCUAGUUUACAAGUGAACAGAACAAGUUUUGUUUUUGAGGUGACGCAUGCACGCCGGGCUGACCAGAGGUGGAGACUAGAAACCUGAACUGAAACAGCCUGAAGUUCUUAUAGAAACCAGCGUCACUGUGCACAUCAGAUGACGCCGCUGGUGUCGGAAGAACGGCAGAUUUUGCGGCAGGGGAACUCGUUCAUAGAGCGCGCACUGAGGAAUUUAUUGCUUCAUUUCACUUGACACUGACUGGACAUCCAAAUAAAACGUGGUGAAGUUUCCCUUUAAGCCAUGCCGUGCUUUCGUUGCAGAUGAAGGGUUUUUGAGAUCGUUGUCCACUGUUGAGUAGAGUUCCUUUUUUCAUCACUGGUAUGGAUGUGCUUCUCUUUGUUCGUGUGUAAAUCUUGUUUAAAAUAUUGAUUUGCAGCUUAGAAAAUGCUUGCCACAUGAUUGUCACAGUGCGUUUCCUAGGUUGACAUGGAACAAUUCAACUUUUUCUGCAUUUGUGGCCUUACAACUGCCCAAAGGCAAGAUUUAGGAUGUCCUUGUGUAAUGUUUUUAUUUGAAAUUAUUUAUCCUCUUAACAGGUUUGUGAUCCAUUUAAAUAAGAAGGUUACAUGUAUAUGCAAUUAAUAAGACUGUUGAUAAGGUUUUGUCCUGCCCGUAGUUGAGGUGUACACCUGUUAAUGGGCUUAAGUGAGAGCCACAACUCCUCGAUCAGGAAUACAACAUGGCCUCUGAACUGCACCGCGAGUGGUCCAGGUAGUGUGCAAAAAAGCUAACUAUCACUGUUCAGCAGACUUUCAGUCAAAAAUAAGACAAAGCCAGCACUAGCAAAAACAGUAACAUUCUCCAUUUGUAAGAUUCACGUAGUUUCUCAAGUUGCAAGUAGUUUUUCUUACGUUUGGAAAGUCUAAAGUGCCCUCGUGUGUGAUCUUUCAAGAGUUGCUUUUGAAGUAGUUGUUCUUUUAUUACAGUUUUUGUCGUAUUUCUGUAGAUGGUCCUACUUGAACUGUAGAAAUUACUUUUUAAAUGUUAUGCUUAACAUUUGGCAAAAGGAGGAGAAACUCCAUUAGCCCCUGUUUGUCUGAAGCUAAUGUGAAGCAGAAUGGCAUCCCAUUAAUAUUAAAAUGGCGCAUGUCAGUAUGUGAAAGGCAAAUUGAUCACUUGUAAACGUGCAAGUACUUCAAAUAAUGCAAGCUGGGAAAAUGCUUCAUUUCCCCUCCGACACAUUUCCUCACCACUUUACUACUGUAACACAAGUGAACUGAUGUGGUGUGGACGUGGUCUGUGUGGCUUGUGGUGGGCUGUUCAUCUGCGAAUCACUGGCCUCACCCUGUGCUGUGUUUCUGCUACCUAUACAGAAAAACGUCAAAACAUUCAAUGCAGGUUAUGUUUUGCUAGACGUUUCUAGCAUGAAGCUCUGGACCCAUUUCCUCCUCUAGUCCUUCUUCGGGUUGAUGUUGUCUGGGCAUAUAUUGCUCUGAAAAAGCCUUAAAUGUCACAGUAAUUAUCCUCAACUUAAUACUUACCAUAACUGACUUUCUUUGCCAGGAUCCCAACUUCAGUAUGGCUUCGUUGUGAGAAAGAGUAAGUUAUUUUUUCUUCUGUUAAAACUGUACUGUCACAUCAUUGGGCAGUGUUAAUAUGUACAGGCAGUGGGGAUGGGUGAUGUUGCCUUGAAUUGAAAUAUUAAGGUAAUAAUGCCACUCGUACCUGUUGAUAACGACCUGUCCCACUGUCUCAAAUGUUGCCUAUCAAGGAUUUAAGAUGAUUUUAAGAGUAAAAUAUGAAUAGUAUUUAGCUGAAUGAAUAGGUAUGUAGAACAGGGCUGUAGCAGUCAUUUUAAAGUAUUUGGACUGUGUUUUAGUUGGUAUACUUAAUAAAUAUCCUUAUAUAGUUUAAUUUAUUUUUUUGGACCACUGCAUCCUGAAGCCAUAGCUGUUUUCACAUUAGGUGCCAUAGGUGACACACAGACGGCGUAAACCCACCUGUCGGCACUCAGAAGCAAAUAAGAGGUUUGCAUCCGUGCUUUAACCUGAGAUCUGUCACAGCGCCGAGCGGUUUGUCUUCUCCGAAUCGUUCUCAGAGGACAGCACAGGUCAAAAGGGAGAAAGAAUGGCGAGGUGCCGCGCCGUCUUCAGAGAAAGACAGCUCACAUGCAAGCCGUAGCUUUUCUGGAUUUUGGUCUUCAUACUUGAUGGCAGUUUUUUUUUUCCUGGCUCAUUUUUUGAUGUGCCUGCCCCUUAAAGCUGCUAUUGUCUUUAAUCUUAACACACACUAGUAUGAUUUGUGUGUGCGUGUGUAUGUAUAGUAAUGAUGUAUGGGCUGUAUUAAUGAAAAUAAGUUACUAUUUUAGGGGAUGGGCGCAGGGUGAAGAUGCCACCACUCAAACGCUGAUGGACUAUUCCACCAGCUAUAUUUGAGAUUAUUCUAAAUCCAUAAUAACUGACCAGUAUUCAAAGUGUCUGACCCACUGCGGCCUCCCUCCGGGCCUGUUUGGGUUCCUAACUUUAAAUCAACACUAACAGUUUGACAGACCCGCCCUGUUAAUUUUGAACUGCCUCGUUACAGCCCGACAUAGUCAGGUUCUACAGUUUCAUAUGAAGUGCCUCCACUGGGCUUAGUAUGGAGAAACGUGUGAAUGGGUGCUUGUGUGUGUGUAUGUUAAGCUUGGGUACUUGCACACAGGUGUGCACGCUGACAAAGGUGCACAAAGUUAAUCUCUGAUGGGGGACCAAGCUACUUCGUGUAACUACUGAUGCUGUGUCAUGGACUGAAGUCCUGAAGUGUGCCACGAUUCCCAGACGCUGUCGGGAUGUGUGAACUGUUUGCUGCUGACUCACUGACCAAAGUGACCAAGCGUCCCUCUCUGUAACCACCCGGCCAAAAGCCUCGGCGAGCUUGUUGUGUUCUAACAGUAACGAGCAACAACCUGGUGACGUAAAGGAGAGCUGCUGCCCUCAUUUGGACGGUUAAAGAAAAUCUUGUGAAGUAAAAGUGAAAAGAUGUGAAGCGAGCAUUAAAAAAAAAAAAUCUAGAGCGAGUGGUUCCUGUCUGCACCCCAAUUUUUUUUUUUUUUUUUUCCCCCCCAGUGAGCAGGAUUCAGAUGUUCUAAUGAGAACUUUGUAUGUUUGUGGUUCCAUUUCACAUCAUGCAGAAACAGUUCAUGUCAAUAUGCACAGUCAGAAUCUAAUCUACUGAAGCACAUUGUAGCUCACCUGUCAGUCCACUCAGAUGGCAAUAUUUAUUGGGGCUCAGCUGUGUAACAAUUCUCUCUAGAUUUGUUUUUACUCCAGUUAAUAUGAUUGUCUUUGCUGAUCAAAGAGCUGUCAUGUUGUGAACGGUGGUGGAGGGGGCUUACUUUCUCUACUUUGUGAAAAUGUGAUAUUCCACUUUUGCCUAACCUUCAGGAAUAAAAUGUCUUGCACAAACAUUCCCCCUAACCAAAAUAAAGUUUGCAAACACAAA
Molecule: messenger RNA, 6397 nt
Organism: Chelmon rostratus (copperband butterflyfish)
Lineage: Eukaryota; Metazoa; Chordata; Actinopteri; Chaetodontiformes; Chaetodontidae
Product: protein FAM222B-like
Exons: 3
Coding region: 161-2293 (710 amino acids)
Source: RefSeq, a predicted model, not a curated record